UGAAGGUUUUCUCAUUACAUAUGCACGUGACGUCAUCGUUUGUGCUGUUGGCAGAACGCGAGCUUCCCGACCAACAUGGAGAGAAAAGUUUUAGCUCUUCAAGCGAGGAAGAAGAGGGCAAAAGCGAAGAAGUCCAGCAAGAAGCAUCCUGCCCACCCCAGGGGUACAGCAGCCCAGCAGCCCCAGCCAGAGGCCUCUCCCCAGGAGCCUGAGGAGCCUGAGGAGAUCCUAGGCUCUGAUGACGAGGAGCAGGAAGACCCCAACGACUACUGCAAAGGUGGCUACCACCAUGUAAAGAUAGGAGACCUGUUCAAUGGGAGGUACCAUGUGAUCAGGAAGCUGGGCUGGGGACACUUCUCCACUGUGUGGCUGGCCUGGGACAUACAGGUGAAGCGGUUUGUGGCUAUGAAGGUUGUGAAGAGUGCAGAGCAUUACACCGAGACAGCCGUGGAUGAGAUCAAACUGCUCAGAUCUGUGAGAAACACGGACCCUGACGAUCCCAAGAGGGAGAUGGUGGUUCAGCUACUGGAUGACUUCAAGAUCUCCGGUGUCAACGGGACUCAUGUGUGCAUGGUGUUUGAGGUGCUGGGGCACCACCUUCUGAAGUGGAUCAUCAAGUCCAACUACCAGGGCCUUCCUUUGCCCUGCGUCAAGAGCAUCAUACGCCAGGUUCUCCAAGGCCUGGACUACCUUCACACCAAGUGUGAGAUCAUCCACACUGACAUCAAGCCAGAGAACAUCCUGCUGACGGUGAAUGAGCCUUAUGUGAGGAGGCUGGCCGCAGAGGCUACAGAGUGGCAGAAAGCAGGGGCUCCCCCUCCCUCAGGGUCCGCAGUCAGCACAGCACCAGCUCCAAAAGCAGUGGCCAAAAUGUCCAAGAACAAGAAGAAGAAGUUAAAGAAGAAGCAGAAGCGUCAGGCGGAGCUAUUGGAGAAGUGCAUUCUGGAUCUGGAGGAGAUGGAGAAGGCUCCGGGGAGGGGAGAUGAGGAGGAUGAAGAUGAAGAGGACCCAGAGUCUCCAGUCUCUUCCAAACAGCAGCGGACAUAUUGUGCUCCUCUCAGACAGGUUUCCUUACAGGAGAUAGCCAGCCAAGACACAACCGCGUACAUUGCGGGUGCGGAAGUUACGCGGAUCGUACCAGAAAGCAUAAUAACUGAGGUAGAGGUGAACUUUAACGGCCUUUGUCCUGAGGAAGAGGAAGAUGAAACAAAGGAGAGGAAGGCACAGUGGAAGGAGGAAGACCAACACAACGGUAACACAGACCCAGCAGAAGAUCAUGGUCUUCUUCAGGAGUCAAACCCACAGGAGUCAAUAUUAUCAAACCCACAGGAGUCAAUAUUAUCAAACCCACAGGAGUCAAUAUUAUCAAACCCACAGGAGUCAAUGUUAUCAAACCCACAGGAGUCAAUGUUAUCAAACCCACAGGAGUCAAUGUUAUCAAACCCACAGGAGUCAAUGUUAUCAAACCCACAGGAGUCAAUGUUAUCAAACCCACAGGAGUCAAUGUUAUCAAACCCACAGGAGUCAAUGUUAUCAAACCCACAGGAGUCAAUGUUAUCAAACCCACAGGAGUCAAUGUUAUCAAACCCACAGGAGUCAAUAUUAUCAAACCCACAGGAGUCAAUAUUAGCAAACCCACAGGGGUCAAUAUUAUCAAACCCACAGGUGUCAAAUGGUCAGGAGUCUCUACCUCCUCAACCCGUGUGUAACGGCCUGGUGUCCCCAGAAACAGAGGAACCUAAGACCCCAGAGAGUGAGGGGAGUGGAGCUCUACCCAGGAAGGUGACUGAGAUAAGGAGAGAAGCAUCUGAGAUGGAGUCAACAAGCUUCAGGGUCCAGGAGGAGGAGGAGCUGUUACCGGAAGAGGAGGAACAGGAGAAGAAGAAUCAGGAGGAAGUCACGGAGGAGGCGCAGGAUAGGAGUUGGGAGGAGGAGGAGCAGAACAGGAGUCAUGGGGAGGAGGAGGAGGAGGAGGAGGCCACAGAGAUGCUGGAUAACAUCCAGUAUGGAGGAGAACAGGAGAGUCUAAAGGAUGCCAAACUAGCAGCAGGAAACCUCCUGGUCAACCCCCUGGAGCCACUUAAUGCAGGCAGACUGAAGGUCAAGAUAGCAGACCUGGGGAACGCCUGCUGGGUGCACAAGCACUUUACAGAAGACAUUCAGACGAGACAGUACCGUUCUCUAGAGGUGCUCAUUGGCUCUGGCUACAACACACCAGCUGACAUAUGGAGUACCGCCUGCAUGGCUUUUGAGCUGGCUACUGGGGACUACUUGUUUGAGCCCCAUUCCGGGGAAGAUUACUCCAGGGACGAAGACCAUAUUGCAUUGAUCAUUGAGCUGCUGGGGCAAGUCCCACGCAAACUCAUAACGGCUGGGAAAUAUUCCAAGGAUUUUUUCACCAAGAAAGGUGACCUGAAGCACAUCACCAAGCUGAAGCCAUGGGGGUUACUAGAGGUGCUGCAGGAUAAGUAUGAGUGGCCCAAAGAGGAGACUGAUUGUUUCGCUGACUUCCUCCUCCCCAUGCUGGAGCUGGUACCAGAGAAGAGGGCCACGGCCGCAGACUGCCUGCGCCACCCCUGGAUCGCCCCCCAGUGACAGCCUCCAGUACUGCAAAUCAAAAUACCCCGAUGCCUGUUCAGUAGGCAAACAUUGUGGAAUGUUGCAGGUAACUGUCAUGACUAGAGGUGACAUGAUUCCCUUUUCUACGUGUCAUAGAGGCAUUAAUGUUCUACAUUAAGAGACUUCUAUCAGAACAUUCCAGAACGUUUUGUUCUGCUGAAUGUACCCCCUUGGCCUGGAUUGCCCUCCCCAAUGGAGCCUUCCAACCACUGCAAUGUAAAACCAUGUGGCCAUGUUCAGGAGGAUGUAAAGUUACUGAACCUUCAGAUGUAUGGUGUUGAACAGAGAUACGAUCAUCUGUCAAAUAGAAUAGGGAAUUGGGUCCACUUUAUUCAUUCAGUUUCUAUCUUCAAUGUCACGUUUUGACAUUUUUUUUGUCAUUUAGCAGAAACGCUUAUCCAGAGCGACUAAGUGUCUGCUAAAUGAGUGAAAAGUAAAAUGAGCUUUUCAUUUUCCUAAAUACACCCCUGGAUGUAUUCCCUCUAGUGGUCGUCUCUGGUCACUGCGAUGCAAAUUAAACCCCUCACAAGAGACUUGUUGCAACAGAGCACUUUCCAAUUCAACCAUAUCUGAGAUGACUUAUUUAUUUCUGUUUUAGUUUGGUUUUCUUACAUUGUGUUCUUAUUAUCAUCAAGGAGCGUCUACGUUUGUAUUGGUUUCUUUCCUUUGUGCUGACUGUGUUUAAAUAAGCCUGUAGGCAACGUUGGUUUAUGGUCAUUUUGGCGGUCCAGAAUUCUGUGCUCCGUACACUACUCACUUGUAUGAGGACUUGUCUUUGUAAUUGUUGUUAUUGUGACUCUCUCACCACCAUCUUGUUUCACAAGACCUGGAAAAAAAAUCAAGAUCAAUGAACUUCCCUUCACUUUUGUAAUCCUGUUUCUGUUAAAUAACUUGAUACCACUUGUUUUCUCUCCUCUGAUAAAAUGUCAUUGAUGUCUGUUCACUUUAAGAGUUCUUCUGUGUUACUCCUUCACCCGUAAGGCAUUUUGUUUGUAUUAAGCGUAGUAUUAGGAAGUUGCACAUAGGGCAGAUGAACGGACUCGUAGGUUGCACUCUACUCUCCUUUCUGACUGAACUAUUUGUAGGUCUCCACCACCCAUAAAUACAAUGGACGACUGUCUUGCUAUUUUUAAAUCAGCCAGUUAAAAACCAUUUUCAAAAUCUGUUAUAAUACUAUCUUUGCAUAUAUUCAUUUUGAGCCACUGGGAGACUGGUUUUGUGGGUUUAACUAAAUAAUAUAUGUUCAUAAGAACACCACCCGAAAGAAGAGAAAUUGUGGAAAGAUAUAUAAAAUUACGUGUGGCUGUGUGUGUAUGUGUGUAUAUAUAUAAAUAACUGUACCAAGGAAUUUGCCUUUCUGUAUAUUACAGCUGUGUACAGUUUUUAACCAAUUGUAGUGUGUGGCUGAAAUGGCACCCUUUUCCCUAUGUAGGGUACCAUUUAGGGUGGACACUACUAUGUCUGGGUAGUACUGUGUCAAUAAAGCAUAUGGAAGAAGUGUGAAA
Molecule: messenger RNA, 4124 nt
Organism: Oncorhynchus tshawytscha (Chinook salmon)
Lineage: Eukaryota; Metazoa; Chordata; Actinopteri; Salmoniformes; Salmonidae
Product: SRSF protein kinase 1
Exons: 15
Coding region: 76-2595 (839 amino acids)
Biological process (GO): protein phosphorylation; spliceosomal complex assembly; regulation of mRNA processing
Molecular function (GO): ATP binding; protein kinase activity
Source: RefSeq, a predicted model, not a curated record